UCCAGAUGGGACGUUUUGCUCCUCCUACUUCCACGAGUUUGUUGCCCUAGUGCUCAAACGUGGUUAGCAUGGUUCAUACAAAAACACUAAUAUAGACUUCCGCAUGUUAUUAUAUGUCAUGUUAUUUAAUGAGCGUACAUUUGAGAGAUAUUAACAACAUACAUUGAUCAAGAGAAGCCCUUUGAAAGGCACAGUUUUGAGAAAGCAACACAUCUAAACAUGUUUCUCGAAGAUAGCGAAUGGAAUGAUGAUGGCCAGGCUUCCCAACCCACGAUCAAACCUGUUCUCCCCAGGCCAGUUCAGAAAUCAAAUCGCAUCGUUACGUUUAAGCCUAAAAGUGUUGCAAAAAAGAGCCUGUUGAGGACUCUAAAGAGUCUAGGACCUGCCCUGGAUCAGAAGAGCGACCAUGUGCAGAAGGACAGUGAUAGCGAAGCAGAGCCGGAAUCAGCACCACCUCGUCCCAAGAGAAAGAAGAAAAGAAACCGUGGUAGAAAGAAAAAGGAUGAAGCGGGGACAGAGACUGCUGUCCCAGCCGACGACAAGAAGGCUGACUCGGUUCCUAAAAAGAUGAAAGAGAAAGACAGCAAAGCGGGGUCCAUAAAGCUUAAGAAAACGGAUUCAGGCAAUGGAAAGUCUAAGGUUACGCCGGAGAUAACGGAGGAAAAUGAAAUGAACAGAAAGCAGUGGAAAACCAAGAUGAAGAACAAGAGAAAAUGUAAAAAUAAGUACCGGGAGAAGGAGCUCGUAGUACCUAAAGACACCGCAACAGAGAACGGAACAGGGGAGCAACAGAAAGCAAACACAAGUAGCAGCGGUAAAAUUAAAGUUACUUUUGUCAAGACAGCAUCACAGAACCAGGCCAAGCAGAAGGAGUCCAAACCACAGAAACGGAAACUAACUGAACCGGCACAAAGCAUAUCGAACACAGCCGAGGCACAGAAACCCAAACUAAACAAGGAACCCAUGAAAAACACGAAAGUGAAAGAAACCCGACGAGGGAAAACAGAGCAGAUUGGUUCUCUGGAUCCUGAAGUGCCCCACCAGGAGGUAGAAGUGCCCCACCAGGAGGUAGAAGUGCCCCAAGCAGAGGAAGAGGUCCAGGAGGAGGUGGAGGAGGAAGACGACAAGCAGGAAGAGACGCCCGCCAUCAAGCGACAGAAAAUGCACCAGCUCCAAGAGGAGCGACGCAGACGGGAGAGGCUGCGGAAGAUACUCCACAGCAAGCCGGAUGAACCGGAGCGCCCCACGGAAGACCAGGAGGAGAAGGAGGAGGAGGAACAGGAGGAGGUGGCGGCGGCGGCCCCGCCCUUGGACCGCUCGGCCACCCUCCGGUCCCGCAUGGAGCAGCGCCUGGAGGCGGCCCGCUUCCGCUACAUCAACGAGGUCCUGUACACGUCGUCGAGCGGAGAGGCCAAGCGCAUGUUCUCCCAGGACCCAGAGGCCUUCGGGGUAUACCACAAGGGCUUCACCGCCCAGGUCAAGCACUGGCCCGCCAACCCCGUGGACGCCAUCAUCGCCUACAUUCACAAGAAACCGGCCUCUCAUGUGGUGGCUGACUUCGGCUGUGGCGACUGUAAGAUUGCCCUCAGCGUGAAGAACAAGGUGCACAGCUUCGACCUGGCCCCCAUCAGCGACCUGGUCACCGUGUGCGACAUGGCUCAUGUACCUCUUAAAGAUGGCAGUGUGCACAUAGCAGUGUUUUGCCUCUCUCUCAUGGGAACCAACCUGAUUGAUUUUCUAGCGGAGGCGAAUAGAGUGCUGGUCGUGGGGGGUAUACUCAAAAUAGCGGAAGUUGCAAGCAGAUUCGACGACGUUCGUGGCUUCUUAACUACGUUGUCACAUCUCGGGUUCAAGAUGAUGAUAAAGGAUACAGAGAACAGUCACUUCUACUCCUUUGACUUUAUCAAGACAAAAGACGUUUCGGAAGACAUGAAGUCGUCAAGUUUUGAGCUGAGGCCCUGCGUGUACAAGAAAAGAUAGACCUGGGAAUGCAUUUGAAAUAUCUGUACACUCACUGGACGUGGUUUCAUGAAGAUUCCCUGGUCCAACUCAAUCCACAUGGGAGCAUUUUGCCAUGUAUUCAAUGUUUGACAGGUAUUUUUUUGUACAGUUUUCUUAAAAUACAAUUUUAAUUGAAAUGUCGUCUGCUUUACUGACUCUGAAUUAGUCAAUUAAAUGGAAAUGUACAGAGGGGUUGAUACAUAGACAAAGUACGUUAUUACAAUACACUUUGAAUAUGGUGAAUUAUGUUAUGUUAAAUUUGCAUCACUUCAGUGCUGUUCAAGAAUGGAUUUACAUUUACCACUAGGGGGCGUGAUAAUACCUUUUGUUAAAGGCUAUAUUAAAAACGGAAAACCAGCUUAUCCCAGGACCUAAUUUUCUAUAGCAAAUAUCAUGUCUAAGACGUAAUUCAUUAUAUGCAAUAAUUCAAAGUUUGAAUUAAUUACAAUCCUUCCAGGACCAAAGGCUUCACAGUCGUAUGAGAGACAAAAGCAGUGUGCAUGCAUGUGUGUGACAGUAAGUGCUGCAAGCGAGUUGCAGAACCUCUCUGGCUGUGCACUCUCCAUUCUCCUGACCGCGCAGUGGUUCAGACGGUGGACUUGACGUCAGACACUAUACAGUAGCCAUCCAGAUGGGCAUACUGUUGGCCGUCUGGUCGACGAACCAGUGCCUUGCUCUUCUCAGGGGAGCUUAGGGGUCGAACUAAAGCUGUCAGAGCUGAGGUCUCCCGUUUCUAAAGUAGAAAAUCAUAAACAAAUGCAGAAAUCUGGUUAAUGUUGUUCUACGAUUCGAUGGACUUACACGAAAA
This is a messenger RNA of Gadus chalcogrammus (walleye pollock), 2809 nucleotides long. It is a transcript of the gene rrp8, whose product is annotated as ribosomal RNA processing 8. Bases 220 to 1980 code for a protein of 586 amino acids. Lineage: Eukaryota; Metazoa; Chordata; Actinopteri; Gadiformes; Gadidae. Gene Ontology annotation, biological process: cellular response to glucose starvation; regulation of transcription by glucose; rDNA heterochromatin formation. Gene Ontology annotation, molecular function: methyltransferase activity. The transcript is spliced from 8 exons. Gene Ontology annotation, cellular component: rDNA heterochromatin; chromatin silencing complex; nucleolus. The record is from RefSeq and is a predicted model, not a curated record.